GUGGGCAGUAAACGGAUUGGUAUCGUUUCGAAAUCAAAGGCAGCAGAUGUGGCUCUUUCGCUUGCUGCUUUUGUCCCAAGUGUGGGGGCUGUGGUGUGGAUCAGUGGCUGUUCAGCCAACAGUGUAUUUCCUUUGUUCUAUAAGAAAAGAGAAAUCCUGCCUGCUUUAAAGUUUGACAUCAAUAAACUAAUUCCUACACAGUCUGGAGCAGUCAUUGGAAAGUAUGCCAUGGAUGAUCCUCUAGAAGAGGAGAAUAGGGCUACUUUAGUCCCCAUUGAACAAGCAAACACUCAUUUCCUCUUUGUAGCCCCAGAGGACAAUCUCAGUUGGGACAGUAAGGCUUACAUGAUGGAGAUGAAGGAGAGACUGAAAAGUGUUGGGAAGAAUAACUUCGAGAGUGUCUGCUAUCCUAAAGCUGGACACUUUUUAGAACCCCCGUAUGGCCCAUUCUGCCCCUCCAGCUUAAACAUGUUCUUAAAAAAGCCAAGUCUGUGGGGGGGGGAAUCAAAGGCCCACGCAGCAGCUGAAGUUGACAUGUGGAAGAAGAUCCAGGAGUUCCUCAAAAGACAUGUGAGCUGUGAUCCUGAGCAGAAUAAAGCCAAAUUAUAGAUUUACGUGUAAAUAAUUUUACAUUUCAACAUUAAAGUCAUUCUUGUAGUCUUGAUUGUUACUGUUUGAAAGCUGGCAAACGACUUAUUUUUGAAAAAUAACAUUAGCUUUAUGUCUUUAUAAGAGUUUUCUGUCAUUCUUUCCCAUUUCCUAUUCCAAAAUUAAAAAUAAAGUGUGGUCUUUUGUGUCAGCA
Oryzias melastigma (Indian medaka) is the source of this 802-nucleotide messenger RNA. Its product is annotated as putative acyl-coenzyme A thioesterase 6. The record is from RefSeq and is a predicted model, not a curated record. The transcript has a single exon. Gene Ontology annotation, molecular function: fatty acyl-CoA hydrolase activity. Gene Ontology annotation, biological process: acyl-CoA metabolic process; fatty acid metabolic process. The annotation marks the transcript as partial. NCBI's taxonomy places the organism in Eukaryota, Metazoa, Chordata, Actinopteri, Beloniformes, Adrianichthyidae.